UGGAGCCACUCUCCCAGUCUCAGCGUUACAGCCCCAAGUGCUCCCAUCACCACUGGCACCACUGUUGCCUUCAUUCCCCACAUCUUCUCCUCUUUUCAGCCCUUGGUAUUUUCAAAGGUUCUCAUGUUCCUUCUUCUCGAUGUUGCUGUCGCUUGGGAUUGCUGCAUCCACCACGACUGCCUUCUUCUGCUGUUUUUUUGAUCACCACCACAAUUUUGAUCAGUCCGGAUCUUGAAGUCCAACAGCAUUUUUAUCUCGGUCAUUCUCAACCACUUUUGGAGUUGUCUUCCAAUUUCAUCCCGGGGGCUUCCAGCCCAUACUCGGCAGGUUCCUGUACAAUCUUGCCAGCCACUUCAUCAUGCUGUUCCAUGUACACCAUCCCUGCCCACAUCUUACACAACUCUGUUAUGUGCUGGAUGGUCUCAGGGGCGUCUUCGCACAGCCUGCACCUGGGUUGCUGUCUGGCGCGGUAGACCCCGGCCUCUAUUGACCUUUUGCUCAGCGCCUGUUCUUGUGCUGCCAUGAUAAGUGCUCCUGUCUUUUCAAUUCAAUUCAGUUUAAUUUGAUUUGUAUAGCGCCACAUCACAACAUACAUUAUUUCAAGGCACUUCACAUAGUGAGGUCGAGACCUCACAAUAUUACAGAGAAACGCUACAGUUCCCCCCAAAUGAGCAAGCGCUAGGCGACUGAUGGAAAAAAUGACUUCCUUUUAACAGGAAGAAAUUUCUAGCAGGACCAGACUCAGAAGUGGGUCGAACAUCUCCCUCGAUUGGUUGGGGUGAAAAGAGAGAAAUGGGGGAGAGAAGAGAUAGAGAGACACAAGAGAGAGAACAGUUGUAUGUACUUUGCUUUAAGCUCUAUCAGAAUAAUUCUUACAAAUACCGACACUUGAUGCAAUGCCAUUGUUCAUGAUAAUACUAAUAAUACUACUACUACUAGCGCCGUGGUUUUGGCCUAGUGGUUUGGGAGUGACAUGAUUUUGUAAUAUGCGAAACUGGUACAUGCGCCUUUUCUCUGUAAUCAGGACAUAUUGUGGAAAUGUCACAUAGAUACUCUGUAGGAGCCAUGCCAAAACACACAUGAUGAAAAACUCAUAUGCAUUGUAUGCAUCUAGCGCAUUAGUCACUUUUUCCGAUGUCUGCAUAAAUGAGGAUAUUCACACAGGCAGAGCUUAGCCUCCUUGGAGGGAUUCAGCUUAUUAGCUGGAAGCAACAUUCGUUGCUGUGGGAAAUGGCAGGUGUUGACACUGCAUGUCAUUUCAAAUGGGUCAGAGAAUUGUUUUGUCUUUUAAACAUGUCUGUAUAAGAUUGUGACAAAUUUUUAGAUUGCACUUUCGAAGAUCGUUAAUUGUUUUACAAUUGCAAUUUCAAUCGGCUAAUUUAUCAGUUAUAUUUCCACAGAGAUUAGGAAAAGUAGGUAGGAACAGAUGUAGUUCUAUUAUCUACAGUGAUACAGUAUUGAUUCCAUCAAAUAAACCUUAAUGACAAAAAAAACUAAAGAGAAAUUAGCUAUAUAGCAUUGUUUUAACGCUAUUGUUCUGCAGUAUAUUUUCCUAUUGCAGCUCAUCUAUCACAGUGUGUCCUCAAGCCACGGGCUUUGCUGGGGCCAAAAUAUGCAGAAAUGCUGAUGUGAAGCCAUUUGACGCGUGUUUCAUUGAGACAGCUUGCUGGAUCUGUCCAGAGGGACAUUUCCACUGACCUUGUGCCACAGCCCACAGAGAGAGAGAGAGAGAGAGAGAGAGAGCCAUAACAGAAGCUCCUGUGUCUCUUCCUAAUUCUUUCUACCGCUGUCUCGCUCUCAUCUUUGCUAAACAUGACAAUGAAUGUGUGAAGGAGAAUGGAAAUAUACAGUAAAAACGGAAAUGAAGAAAGGUAGAUGUCCAAAUGACCCUGGUGAGAACGACUACAGGCUCUCUUUCUUGUUAUUAAAGUAAUAAGAGUGCAAAGAUAUUUCAGCUUCUGAGCUAUUUCCCCCACAGUAACACAACCUCUGCCACUGAGUAUUUGAAAUUGGGCUCUGCUGUUUGAUAGGUAAAAACAAACAACAUAAUGCUAUAAAGAUAGAAACUUGUUUCGAAUAUUUUGUUUCAUCACUUCAAUCGUGCCACGUUCAUUACUCGUAGUGUCGUUCUUUCGUCAUAUUUUGGCUGUGGACAAAACUAAUACCAUGUUGAACAUUCUCUGCAUUGCAUGACCAUAAAUCUUUGUGACUGGGAACGUCUGCUAAUCAAAAAGUAUAAUAUAAAAUGCGUAGAUAAAAAUUGUCUCCCACUUUCCAGCACAGCGCGGUGUGUCAACACUUUAGUCUGGAAUUGUUUUCCGCAGUCCACACAAAUUGCACCGCGCGAAAUUUCCCCUCUGUCCUGCGGUGGGCCACCAUCCAACCUGCCAUAUUAAACAGGCAUCUAGAAAAAGCAGCUGACUAAGAACCGAAAUAAUGGUGAGUGACAGCCCAGUGCUUUCCCGGGCCAGUGAAUUGUUUGUAUUUGUGGUUCUUGCUUUGUCAUCAACCGAAUGGCUUUUCUAAUCUCCGCUACAAAGGCAACAAUGCACUCUGGAAGGCCCCAGGCUUGCUACACGCGUGGCCACGGCCAGGGGGAGGUUUUGGGGGCUAUUUCGCCGGCAGCCAAUGCUGUGCAGCGUUUAGUCUAGCAUGAGACAGCCAAGGGUGAGCACCGGAGUUUUCACACAAUAAAGGUGCUGAAGGGGACCGAGCACUCCAGGGAUACCAUCAGCCCCAGGGGGAGACAAGCGCACUACCAUGUUCAAGACCAGCUACCUGCACGAAGUGCGCAAGGAGAAGUAUGAGCGCUCCGAUGUCUUUGACGAGGAACUCGAGGACCCUGAAACCUCCGCAGGCAUCUCAGCCAUCCAGGGCUGGGAGAGCCUCCAGGAGCUCAACAGCCGCUUCGCCCGGUACAUCAACAGGGCACGAGUCCUGGAACAGCGGAACGCUGUGUUCCGCAAGCAGCUGGAGACGUUGCAGCGCAUGGAAGAGGCCAGCGGCCUGGAGGAGGCCUUCACGGAGCAGACUGACGUCAACAGGCAGCGCAUCCGAGAGCUGUCCUCCGACCAGGCCAAGCUGGAUCGAGAGCUGAAGGACGCUUGCCGCAUGCUAGAUGAAUUUACCAGCAAAUAUAGAAACGAAUGUGAUUACCAAGAACAGCUACGCGGGACGCUGGAACAGUUAAACAAGGAGGCCGACAGUGCUCUGCUGAGAAACCUGGAGUACCAAAUCCAAUCCCAGUUCCUGCAGGAUGACGUUAACUCCACCAGAGAUAGACACAAGAAGAACCUCGCAGAGAUCCAGACUUAUGUCAACAUUUUGCAGCAGAUCAACCAGACACUUCCCCUUGGUCCCAAUGUGUCAGUGGGCAUCUCUGAGGAGCAGGAGAAGCUGCUGGCCCAGAGGAAAGUGCCGGGGCUGCAGAGUCAGCUGGAGGAAUAUAAGAGCGCCCUCUGUCAGCUUCAGGCGCAGAAACAACGCCUACAGACUGAGACCACAAUACUGGAGCAAGCCAUCAAAAACACACAGGAGUGUUAUGACGACGAGAUCCAGAUGAACAACGAGCAAAUUGAAUCUCUGCGGAAGGAGAUUGAGGAGGCUGAGCGGUCCCUGGAGAAGUUCACCAGUGAAUGCCGCCACCUGGCCAUGUACCAGACGUCUCUUGAGAAUGAGCUGGAGAGGUACAAGAGGAUCAUCGAGAAUGAAGAUAACAGGUUGAAUUCAGCGAUAAUUGGCACACCCAUUACCCUGUUCACCACUAAUUACCGCUACACUCACACACCCACCGCAUCAAGCCGGGGGAGAGAUAUCACCCAGGCAAUCCAAGACAUCACCAACAUCAAGCCCCGCCAGAAGUUCCUGGCCAAGAAGGUCCUGAAGAAGAAAGAGCUGACCCCGAAAGAUGUGAUAGACAGUGGCCAGGAGGAGAGGAGCGGGGGAGCCCAUGGGGAGGCUCCAGAAGAUGAAGCAAAGGGGUUCCCCUCUGAGGAUGUGCAGGAGGAAAGGGUGAAGAGACAAGAGCAGAGGCCUGUUCUCACAGGAGUGUCUCCACAGGAUGUCCCAGAUGGAGCUCAGAUCAGCAAAGCCUUUGACACUCUGUGUAACAUUGUCAGAGACAGAAUGAGGAAGUAUAAGAAGCCUGAGCCCAUCGCUGACUUUUACACCAAAGGUCGCUAUGUCCUUGUCACCGGUGACGGCAGUUACCCUGACCCCUGCUUCUGCACAUCUACACCAUCAGCCGGCCACAUCUAUGUCACUAUCAGAGAUGGAAUGAUGCCACCCUAUGAGCCUUACGGACGCAUCACACCCACUCCUCCACCUCCUCAGCCAACGCCAGACCCCAGGCCUCUCAGUCCCACGCUGCCCAUAAAUACUGGAGGAAAGGAUGAUAAUAAGGGUGGACGAGGUAAAGACAAUGGCGGUAAAGGUAAGCAUAAGAGUGGAGAGCCUCGCUCCAAAGAUCCAAGCCCAGUCCCUCCACCCACUGGCCCAAGCUCUGGCCCCACAGACCCUACCCCAGGUGCCGAUCAGUCCAAGAAAAAGAACAGGGAUGACAAUGGCCCAAGUGGGCCCACUCCAAAGCCAGCGCCCCGUGGUGCCAGCACCAGCUCCAGCUCCAGUUCCAGCACCAGCACCAGCUCUGGCAGCUUCACCCCAGACGCCUUGAGCUAUGAGAAGGUCGAAGUGGUGGAGUCUGUGGAGAAGUUCUCCAACGGCCGCAAGAUCAAAGGUUACGAGGAGACUUCCAUGGUGGUGGAGACCAUGAUCGAGAAGUCCAGCAAGAAGAAACAUUGAAACCGCGUCACCCGACAUGAAGACUCAGCAAACGCCACCAGGGUCCAACAUGUUCCUGCUCCUUUAACAAGAAGACAGUACUGAUGUUGGUAUCAGACAAUGUAAAUACUCUUCCUCAAAUCCACUGUAAGAAGACCAGUGAUUUGGUCCCUGAGGGAGACCCACCAUGCUUAAAGACCAUCUACACAUUCCUGCUCUGAUAUCCAAUGCUCUUCCAUUUGCUUGCAGUCUCUGGUCUUGCUUCCAGAAUACGUUUGGCUGGUUCCGCAAAUACUGCUGUUGUUGUUUUGACUAUACAUCCAUGCUCAUGCUUUGAGUCCUUUACUGUCUGAAAACUUGGGUCGACUAAACAAAAUGAUGCACCAUGCCACCAAUAUAAAUUCAAAGGAAAACAAAUAAAAAAAACUGACAAGUUGUGCCACCCUUCUGAACUCUGUCUUAGAAUUCCAUCUCCCCCCUUUGAACUCAUUUGUUCAAUUCGAUACCACUGCCUGCCCUCAGCACAAUUUUUGCUGUGUAAUAAUUUGCUUUGAUAUAUUGAACAAUAAAACAGAUUCAAACAUCAAAA
Scophthalmus maximus (turbot) is the source of this 5368-nucleotide messenger RNA. RefSeq names its product filensin. The coding region runs from base 2761 to 4800 and encodes 679 amino acids. The record is from RefSeq and is a predicted model, not a curated record. Gene Ontology annotation, cellular component: intermediate filament; cytoplasm. Gene Ontology annotation, molecular function: structural constituent of eye lens. Gene Ontology annotation, biological process: lens fiber cell development. The transcript has 8 exons. NCBI's taxonomy places the organism in Eukaryota, Metazoa, Chordata, Actinopteri, Pleuronectiformes, Scophthalmidae.